Molecule: messenger RNA, 2497 nt
Organism: Pseudogymnoascus verrucosus
Lineage: Eukaryota; Fungi; Ascomycota; Leotiomycetes; Thelebolales; Thelebolaceae
Exons: 7
Coding region: 382-2253 (623 amino acids)
Source: RefSeq, a predicted model, not a curated record
CAGGGACUUAUAGGACGAAAGGAACCUAAGGUAGGUAUCCUACCUUAGGUUAGGUUCCUUUCGUCCUAAGGCAGGAUAACUACCUUAGGUUCCUUUCAUCCUAUAGUUAGUUCUUCUACGAGCUCAAUGACUGGUUAAUGCAGAAAGUGUAAGUUUGCCUCGGCAGCAGAUAUUUUGGGGGUUUAGAACUCGGACCUCGGCGAACUCUACGAAGUAAGGUAGCAGCUUAAGAGAUAAAAUAACCACCAGCGCAAUAUCUAAUGGCUCUAAGUUCAGCAACUCUUUCUUCUUUCGCUCUCACAUGUAGAUUUUUAUCGCCAUUGCCUAAAACUUUCUCCAAAAAGGUUUAGAAUUGAAUAGCGACAUCAGUCGCAGAUCAAGAUGGCUUCUAGGCCAGUUAGAGUAGCCAACUGCUCUGGUUACAAGAAUGACCCAUACUGGCAAAUGUUGCGCCAGGCGACAUUGGGCGAUGUCGACUUUAUCACCGGCGACUACUUGGCUGAGAUGAAUCUAGCAGAAGAUGCUGAAGCUUACAGAGCUGGCAAACAUGAUGGAUGGGAGGAAACAGCAUGGGAAGGCAUAAAAGAGAGCAUUAACGUCAUUGCGGCAAAAAAGAUCAAGGUUGUUCUCAACGGAGGCUGCUUAAAUCCUGCUGGGCUAGCACAGAAGGUUGCGGACCUAGUGUCUGAACGAGAUCUUAAAGUCAAAGUAGCGUACGUUUCUGGAGAUGAUCUCAUGUCAAAGUUAGGACCGGAUCUGGCAUCUCUUGGAGACAAGCUACCAAGGCAUUUGGACUCAGUCAAUCCUAACGUCCAGGUACCUAAUUCUUCGCUGGCUUUCCAAGCUCUACCAUCUGUCCCAAUCGUCUCUGCAAAUGCAUAUCUUGGUGCUAGAGCUAUUGUGGAAGGUUUGCGUGCCGGAGCGGACAUAAUUAUCUGUGGGCGCGUCUCUGAUGCGUCCCCUGUCAUUGCGGCAGCGUGGUACUGGCACUCGUGGAAGGAUACGGAUUAUAAUCAGCUGGCAGGCUCAUUGAUUGCUGGCCAUUUGAUCGAAUGCUCCGCGUAUUCGACCGGCGGCAACUUCUCUGGCUUUACUGAAUAUGAUCUUGAAACUUUCAUUGAACCCGGCUUUCCAAUCGCGGAGAUUGAUGCCGACGGCACCUGUGUAAUUGGGAAACACCUCGGCACAGGAGGAAUGAUCACUGAAGAUACCAUCCGUUGCCAAUUCCUCUAUGAAUUGCAAGGCAACAUUUAUUUGCAUAGUGACGUGAAAGCAUAUCUAAACAACGUGGUCGUUACGUUAGUUGGCAAAGAUCGUGUUCGGAUCAGUGGAAUCACCGGACGGCCUCCGCCACCCACUACUAAGGCUGCCAUAUUUUACCGUGGCGGCUACCAGAGCCAGCUCCUGCUUAAUGCAACCGGCUACGGGACCGACAAGAAAUGGCAACUUCUAGAGGCGCAGUUACGACGUAAUUUGCAAAACGCAGGCAUCGAGAAGGAUUUAUCGCUACUUGAAUUCCAGAUCGUGGGUGUUCCAGAAGCAAAUCCAAAGAGCCAGUUACGGAGCACUACGUACUGCCGUGUGUUUGUCGAGGCAGCCGAACCGGAACCCUUGGUUAGAUUGCUUCGCUGUUUUUCAGAUAUCGCAUUGCGACAUUUCUCUGGCUUCCAUUGUUCACUCGAUUCCCGCACCGCCCUCCCAAACCCAUUUUUAGCCUACUAUCCAUCCCUUUAUUCUCAGGAUGACCUUGAAGAAGGUGUAACUCUAAUAGGCUCUAAAUACGACGGCAACGAAACUAAAACUAUUUCAUCCGGCCAUCCACCUUCCUACGAAGACCUGGAGCGCAGAGAAAACUACGACGCUGUCAAUGCGGCCCCUCUUUCCUCCUUUGGCCCCACAGUCCCCGUCCGUCUCGGCGACAUCGUGCUCGCACGCUCUGGUGAUAAGGGCUCCAACCUCAACUGUGGGCUCUUUGUUAAGGAUUCCAAGCUAUGGGAGUGGUUUAGGGCCUUCCUCAGCCGCGCCCAUUUCAAGGAGCUUCUGGGCGAUGACUGGGCUCAUGAGUACUGGCUCGAGAGAGUCGAGUUCCCAGGCAUCCAUGCGGUGCACUUUGUGAUUUACGGGAUUCUGGGUAGAGGUGUAAGUGGAUCGACAAGGUUGGAUUCGUUAGGCAAGGGGUUUGCAGAUUAUUUUAGGGACAAGGUCGUUGAGGUGCCAGUGGCACUAUUAGGUGCUGUUAAGGGGAACUUGUAGACCUGUGCUUAUAUAACGAAAGUCGUAGUGUAAGUUUGUGGUCAUAAACCUAGGUCGUCUCAAUACCACAGCGAAGCUAUUUCGAGAUGCUUGCUAGGGAUGUUGGUUGUCGAUCCAUUUUCCCCAUAUGGCACUUGCUGGUUGAUCUGGCCCACUCGCGGGCAGUACCCUCCAAUAGCGUCCUUGUCACAUGCGUAGACUCAAGCUAACCUUCAGAAAAGCGUGUUGGAUAUCAGCGGCGAGA